Phalacrocorax carbo (great cormorant) is the source of this 3452-nucleotide messenger RNA. Lineage: Eukaryota; Metazoa; Chordata; Aves; Suliformes; Phalacrocoracidae. The record is from RefSeq and is a predicted model, not a curated record.
UACAUUCCAAAACAGGAAUGAAUGUUUGGUCAUCCUAAGGUCUUGCCUUAGGAUUUUAUCUAAUCCUAAGGAUGGAUAGCAAAAUCUUUCCAGCUCUAAGGGCAGACAAUGGUGAGAUUUGUAUGUAACAGCAAUUAUGAUGUGUCAUGUGGAAGCCAGAUGUGAAUACUCUUGUCUGUAUUGACAGAAAUGAAGAAAGAAUCACAGAGUACCACCAUAAAGCUCAUCGGCAUAACAGCUGAGAAUAUGAAGUGUCCAUAUUCUGUCGCUUACUACUUGUCCUGCCUUUUCCUUCCUUUUUUGAAUGACCUCUUUUCACUUGAGGCUGAGAAAUGAAAUACAGUGUGCAGAAUAAGCAUUAAAGUGAAAAAGUAAUUCUUAAGAUAAUUUCCUCUGCCUCCUGAAUCUCUGAAAUGUUAAAUCUUGAAUGCGUUAUGGUAUGCUAACCCAGAAAGGGAAGUUGUAGUGUGGCAGUUCUGUAUUUAGAUCUCAGCUAAGAUGGGAUAGCUGACCAACAUUAUACAGAAAUAAAGAGACUAUUUUAUGUCUUUGCUAGGACAACAAGUCAAGUGUUUGGACAUUCAGUACCGAAGUUGAGUUGCUGCUCUCUUUUAAUUAAAAAAAAAAGAAAAAAAAGCGCCCACCCACUGUUUCCAUGUCCACUAUUUAACCCAGUCACAACUCUGUUGGAGCAGGAGAGAGAGAUUAUUUUUCCAUUCCCAUUAUGGAAAUUAAAAUAAGACAAACAGGACUUUUAUUUACCAGCCUUGAUAAGAACUUGACAACUGAAUUGGUAUAGCUAAAUGAAAAAAAAUCAUAAUAAUGCAUAUAAACUUAGAUCAUUAUUAUUGCUCAGGAAAAGUACUUAUUUUUGUAUUCAUUUGUAUUAAUUUGAUGAUGACAGAGAGUGGGUUAAAAGAUAAUUUUUUCCCCCUGCUUAAUCUCUUGCAAAGCAUGAAAACACGUAGUUCAAUUAUAUUUAAAUAAUGGGGAAAUUACAGUACUGUUGUAUGUGGAAAAUACAUCUGGAGGAAAGCAAAUGCCAUUUCAUAAGGUGUCAGUAGGUGGCGCAAACAUUUACAUAAAAGGUUUGGGCGUUCCUAAAUGUUAUUACACAGUAGGAUAGAGUUACAGGAAGUUUUCUUUCUGUCUUUUCCCGAGUACAUUUUCUGCUUUUUCAGAGCGCAGGGAUUUCUGGAUAUUCUAAAGAAAGUUUGAAGGUACUCGUAAAUAGUUUGACCAAAUACAAGGAUACAGGAACGAGAAAGAAAAUUAAGUACAUGUGGAAGAAUCGUAUCCUUCUUUCACCUAGUCCCUGGUUACUGCUGAAAUUUUGUCCUAAGAAGAAACAAUGAUUUGAAGGAUUAGAACAAAGAUGGACAAAUCAGAAAAGUAUUGAGCAUCUCUGAAGAACAAGAAACCAAUAUUUCAGAAAAUAUGAGAUCUCUCAGAAACUUUUUUCUUUACAAGUGUCUGUUUGCAUUAACUUUUUGGAACCAUAUCAGCCUGUCUGUGGAAAACGAACUCUUUACAUCUAUUUCUAAUGGUUUUCCAGAAGACGGUUCUGACAAAAAAAUCAAGACCCUGCCACUCCUGUAUACAAAUAGUCAUCAGUCCAAAGCUAAUUUUGAUUGGGUUGUGAUACAAAAUACUACAGAAAGCCUGUCACUGUCAGAAAUCACAAAUGGCAAUCUAAAAAAAUUAGUAGCUUUAUUAUCUAAUUUCAGACAAGACUCCAGGCUACAAAAUCUGACACUGACAAAUGUGGCAGCAGACUGGAAUGCUAUUAUGGACAUUUUUCAAACUGUAUGGCACUCAUCCAUCGAAUACUUCAAUAUUAUCAGUGUAACACAAUUGUCGGACAUCACAGCCUAUAACUUUAACUAUUCAGGUACCUCUAUGAAAGCACUGACAAUGAAGAAAGUUAAAAUUGAAGAUCUGUACUUCAUACAGGAUGACCUAUACAGAAUAUUUGCAGACAUGAACAUUGCAGCCUUGACAAUAGCUGAAUCAAAGAUAAUACAUAUGGUGUGUCCUUCGUCUGACAGUCCCUUUAGAUACUUAAAUUUUUCAAAGAAUGAUUUAACAGAUCUUCUUUUUCAAAAAUGUGACAAAUUAAUUAAUCUGGAGACAUUAAUCUUGAAGAAGAAUAAAUUUGUGAGCCUUUCCAAGGUAAGCUUCAUGACCAGCCGUAUGAAAUUGCUGAAAUAUUUGGACAUGAGCAACAACUUGCUGAGUCACGCUGCAGCUGAUGUGCAAUGCCAGUGGGCUGAGUCUCUGACAGAGUUGGACCUGUCCUCAAAUCAGUUGACGGAUUCCGUGUUUGAGUGCUUGCCUGUCAACAUCAAAAAGCUUGACCUACAAAACAAUCAGAUCACCAGUGUGGCCAAGGGGAUGGCUGAGCUGAAAUCCUUGAAAGAGCUGAACCUGGCAUCAAACAGGCUGGCUGACCUGCCAGGGUGCAGUGGCUUUACGUCCCUGGAGUUCCUGAAUAUAGAGAUGAAUUUGAUCCUCACCCCAUCUGCCGACUUCUUCCAGAGCUGCCCACGGGUCAAGGAGCUACAAGCUGGGCACAACCCGUUUAAGUGUUCUUGUGAACUGCAAGACUUUAUCCGUCUGGAGAGGCAGUCUGGACGGAAGCUGUUUGGCUGGCCGGCGGCAUACACGUGCGAGUACCCGGAAGACUUGCGAGGAACGCAGCUGAAGGACUUCCACCUGACUGAACUGGCUUGCAACACGAUGCUCUUGCUUGUGACAGCUCUGCUGCUGACGCUGGUGCUGGUGGGUGUCGUGGCCUUUCUGUGCAUCUACCUGGAUGUGCUGUGGUACGUGCAGAUGACGUGGCAGUGGACGCAGACAAAGCGGAGAGCUUGGCACAACCACCCCGAAGAGCAGGAGAGAGUUCUGCAGUUCCACGCGUUCAUUUCCUACAGCGAGCGUGAUUCGUUGUGGGUGAAGAACGAGCUGAUCCCAAACCUGGAGAAGGGGGAGGGCGGUGUCCAACUGUGCCAGCACGAGAGAAACUUCAUCCCUGGCAAGAGCAUUGUGGAGAACAUCAUUAACUGCAUUGAGAAGAGCUACAAGUCGAUCUUUGUGUUGUCUCCUAACUUUGUGCAGAGUGAGUGGUGUCACUAUGAGCUGUACUUUGCCCAUCACAAAUUAUUCAGUGAGAAUUCCAACAGCUUAAUCCUCAUUUUACUGGCACCCAUCUCUCCGUGUAUUAUCCCUGCGAGGUAUCACAAGCUGAAGGCUCUCAUGGCAAAGCGGACGUACCUGGAGUGGCCGAAGGAGAGGAGCAAGCAUGCCCUUUUCUGGGCUAACCUGAGGGCAGCUAUUAGCAUUAACCUACCAAUGGCUGAUUGAAAGAGGUGUGGGGAAACAGAUUAAGAAUCUUUCUAAUGGUAUUUCUUCUGUUUUUUCUUGGUGAAGCAAUAAAUACUUUAUGAAUUCCA